AUGGCAGUGUCGGGUGCAAGAAAACACCAUACUCCCAGAUCCCUUUGCUUAGAAAGGACCUCGCAGCACUAUUACCCCCACCAAGAUGUAGCUUAUGCUCCUCAGUCAUACACGGUCAUGAAUGCUCAACCCUAUGUCCGGCCACAACAACAAGCCAGCCGGAAGCAAGCUCCGUUUUCUAGAAACCAGCCUCCUUACCAAAACCACUACAACCCCCGGCCUCCACAAAAUAAUUUCCACCCUCGUGAACCACCCAAGAGGCCAAAUUUUACACCAAUUGGCGAACCCUACUCUAGCCUGUUACCAAAGCUUGUUCAAAUAGAGGCAGAAGGGCACGACACGGAUGAUUGCUGGACUCUGAAGAGAGCUGUGGAGAACUUGAUAGAACAAAGGAAGAUAGUGCUAAGGGAUGAAGAUAUUCCCAAUGUGACUAACAACCCACUGCCGGUCCACAACAACGGGCCGGUAAUCGGAAUGAUUUGUGAGGACAAGGAAUUUGACCCAGCGUUGAAGGCCAUCAUUGCCAUACUUGAUGUAGAAAAGAAACCAAAGGCUGCCCCGAAGCAAGACAAAGGGGAAAAAAAGAACAAAACCACCCCUCCAAAGUCAGAGAAGAAAGUUGAAAUUGAAACUGGGGCAACGCCUAACAAAGAUGUUGUCCUCCAUGUCCCUCGAGGCCGCAAAGAAAAGCAGAUGACUUUGAGUCCUCCUAGGAGAUUCGAGCUGAAUAAGACAACCCAAAUGUAUGUGCCCAAGGGAGCUUAUGUGAUGUGGGGGCCAAUUAAUCCACCAAGGUUGAGUGAGCCCGUGGUUAUUAGUUGUGCACCACAAAAGCCCAUGACGGAUCCUACCGCUAUGCCCUGGAACUACAAUAAAUCAGUGGUGACUUACAAAGGCAAAGAAAUCUCAGGAGAAGUUCAAGAAAAUAACCCGGCUGAAAAGUAUUUCAAUUUGGAAGAGGUGAACAAUGCCACUGGAAAGCGCUUCCCAUCUAAGAAGCCCAUGAGUGCCGAAGAAGCGGAGGCCUUCUUUCAAAAGAUGAAAAUGGUGGAUUAUGAGGUGAUCGACCAGCUUCAAAGAUUUCCCGCACAAGUCUCCUUGUUAUCUCUGUUAAUGAACUCCACCGAACAUCAGAAGGUAUUGAUCAAGACCCUUAACGAAGCAUAUGUGCCUGUUGAGACUUCUGUAGAGCAGUUGGGGAGAAUGGCCGAAAGAUUUUUCGCAAUCAACCAGAUCUCUUUUAGCAAAAAUGAAUUGCCCCCAGAAGGGGCCACACAAAAAAAAGCCCUGCACCUGACAGUCAAAUGCAAAAGGUACUACGUGAAAAGGGUUAUGUUGGACGGAGGCUCUGGGGUAGACAUUUGCCCACUCUCAACUCUGCAGCAUAUGGAAAUCAGUACCGAAAGAAUCCGACCCAACAACGUCUGUGUUCUGGACAUGGACACAUUCUACAACUUUCUUUUGGGGAGGCCGUGGAUCCAUGCAGCGGGAGCUAUACCCUCUACUCUUCACCAGAUGGUGAAGUUAGAGCACAAGGAUCAAGAGAUUGUGGUCCAUAGGGAAGAUGAGCAAUCAAUUUAUCAGGACCCAUCAGUCCCGUAUCUUGAAGCAAGAGAGGGGAGUGAGCACAUAGUCUAUCAGGCCUUUGAAUUCAUGGUCGCUGAUCAGUGCGAAGAAGAAAAACCUUGCCCUAAACCCUUCCUUUCUAAUGCAUCAAUCAUGGUGGCCAAAGAAAUGAUCAGGCACGGCUACAAACCUGGGAAAGGGCUUGGGAAAUCAUUGCAAGGAAUAGCUAAACCUAUUACUCUGACCGCCAGUGAAAAGUUCUUUGGGGUAGGCUUCUUACCUACUCCAACUAAUCCGGUGCCGCAUCUGUACAGAAUAUUUGUCAAGCCAAAAUACAAUGAGGAAGAGGAAGAUAAGGCCUUUACGGCCGGAGAAAUCGAAGAAAUCUGUGGGGCCAUGAGGAAGAUACUAUAUGAAGCCCACAUGGUUCAAACAGGGGAAGGCUCAAGCACCGCUGAGGUGUUGUAUAUGGGACCUAAUGCCAAACUGCAUAAUUGGAAGCAAAAGCAAAGAAAGUUUAAAACUGACAUCAGUGACCAGAUCAAAGAAGAAGUCACAAAACAGCUGAAAGCAGGGGUGAUCCGAGUAGUUCGGUAUACCAUAUGGCUAGCUAAUGUAGUUCCAGUGCCAAAGAAAGACGGGAAGACCCGGGUGUGUGUGGAAUACAGGGAUCUAAACAAG
Nicotiana tabacum (common tobacco) is the source of this 2247-nucleotide messenger RNA. The record is from RefSeq and is a predicted model, not a curated record. NCBI's taxonomy places the organism in Eukaryota, Viridiplantae, Streptophyta, Magnoliopsida, Solanales, Solanaceae.